AUGCAGUCGGAUUUGUUAUUAAAAGAAAAUGGAGAAAAAACUAACUACACAAGUAUAUCUGAUAGAGUCGCAGGUCUAGAUAUGAAGUUUGGUCAAAAAAAUUUAACUUUAAUCCAAGUUUACGCGCCUACAUAUAAAGCUAAAGAAAGUGAGAUUCAACUCUUUUACUCAGAGAUACUAAAAGCACUACAAAAUUCAUCAACAUCUACAAUGAUAAUGGGUGAUUUUAAUGAAAAAAUUGGACAACCAACGCCCAAAGACAAAAGUAGUAUGGGACCAUGGGGAUUUGGUGACAGAAAUGAACGGGACCAUAGACUUGUACGUGGAUGCGUCAACAUUAAAACUAAAGUAAAAAAGAACAGGAAAAAAUUUUGUGCUCCAAAAAGACAGUUAACACCAAGUGAAAAUGAAUUCCUCAAAGGGAUGUUUCCAGAGUUAUUAACUAAAGAGAAAGAAAACUUGCAAAAAAAACUACAGAAACCUGACUAA
Parnassius apollo (apollo) is the source of this 489-nucleotide messenger RNA. Lineage: Eukaryota; Metazoa; Arthropoda; Insecta; Lepidoptera; Papilionidae. The record is from the annotation of a GenBank genome assembly.